Messenger RNA from Solanum pennellii, 1341 nucleotides. Its product is annotated as late embryogenesis abundant protein D-34-like. The transcript has 3 exons. The record is from RefSeq and is a predicted model, not a curated record. Lineage: Eukaryota; Viridiplantae; Streptophyta; Magnoliopsida; Solanales; Solanaceae. Bases 385 to 1161 code for a protein of 258 amino acids.
UGUCUUUUUCUUUAUAGUGAUGAUAUAAACGAGCUAAAUUUUUAACUAAUAAUAUAAAUAAAUUUUUUCUAAAAGUUUAAUAAUAUAUUUGAGCCUUUUCCUUAAUAAAUAUCUAUGUAGAUUGUGGGUUUUGUUUAUCGCGAUCAAUAAAGUUUCAUUUAGUUAUCUUGUCUAUUCAAGAACAUUUCAAAGUUGCUAAUCUGAGUCACCAUUUCUGCUUCCAAGUAGUCCACCACGUUUGCACGGAGUCACCAUGUGUCAUUCCUCGAGCAUCUCUAACACGAAAACUACUUUCUAGUAGAAAAUAGUCGAAAUAUAUGUCACCCUUUAGCAUGAUGAAAUGAACUGUAAAUAAAGCAUACACACAUAUCGACAAGAAAAAAAAUGAGCCAAGAUCAACCUCAAAGGCCUGAAAGAGAGCAGCCCCUAAAAUACGGAGACUGUUUUAAUGUAAAAGGUGAGUUAGCUGAUCAACCAAUUGCACCACAAGAUGCAGCCGUGAUGCAAACUGCUGAAGCCAUGGUAUUUGGGAAAACCCAAAAGGGUGGUCCUGCCUCUGUUAUGCAGGCUGCUGCAGCCAAAAACGAAAGAAGUGGACAUGUUAGUCAUGACGCUACCACUCAACUUGCUGGUGAUGAAGGCAUUACUGUUGCUGAAACCAAACUCCCCGGUAGACGUAUAAUUACCGAAUCAGUUGCUGGACAGGUAUUGGGGCAAUAUGUUGAGCCUCUUCCAGUAACAGCAGCAGCAGCAACAGGAGGAAAUGUGGAGGAAGCACCUAUAACAAUAGGAGAAGCUCUGGCGGCAACAGCCCUUACAGCAGGGGAGAAACCGGUGGAACAGAGCGAUGCAGCCGCUAUACAAGCGGCUGAAGCUAGAGCCACCGGUUCUAGUGUCGUGACCCCUGGUGGAUUAGCUGCCACAGCUCAAUCAGCAGCAUCAGCUAAUGAAGGAUUGGCUCAAGAUGUUGAUAAAAUCAAAUUAAACGAUGUCUUAACUGGCGCGGCUGCAAAAUUACCGGCUGAUAAAGCAGCGACAAGGCAAGAUGCGCAAGGGGUGAUGGAGGCGGAGCUACGGAAUAACCCAAGCCUAACAGCUUAUCCUGGUGGAGUAGCUGCAUCUGUGGCUGCAGCUGCAAGACUAAAUGAAAAAAGUUCAUAAUUAAGCUUGGCUUACAAUGUGUAUAAUAUUUUCUUCGUUAAUUAGCUUUUUCCUUUUCUUGUUCUGGUACUUUGUAAUUAGUUGUUAAAAGUCCCAUACUUUGUAAAUUAGAUAAGGUUAGCUGCUGCAUCAUGUAAAUAAAUAAUAUAAUGCUCAAUCCGAAAAUAAUAUUUUACUAAA